Acipenser ruthenus (sterlet) is the source of this 3673-nucleotide messenger RNA. RefSeq lists its product as uncharacterized. The transcript is spliced from 3 exons. Bases 29 to 3124 code for a protein of 1031 amino acids. The record is from RefSeq and is a predicted model, not a curated record. NCBI's taxonomy places the organism in Eukaryota, Metazoa, Chordata, Actinopteri, Acipenseriformes, Acipenseridae.
CUGGGGGGUUGCUGAUCUAUCACUACUGAUGAUUAAAAUCAAGGUGUUUCUAAUGUAUUUUUGUCUCACAGGUGGGUUUGUGCUGGCAUUCUUCAUAUGUGUAGUUGGCUGUGUGAUAAGAAAGCACUGGAAACAAAGGGGUGUUACUAACCCAGUAAACCCCAGUAAAGAAUCAGGUACCAGUUUACAUGAAAAUGCGCCUGUGGGAGAGCUAAUUGAGAAUAAACUGUGGACAGAUGCAAUGCAUUCACAAAACCCUCCCAGCUCCGGGCUCAGCUGCACACGGCUGAACGAGUUCAAAUCACAGCAUGCAAGUGGUGUAUCUGAUGGGGCUCAUGAUCUUCAAAACCAUGAGGCUGAGCUGGAAGGAAGCUGUCAGGAGAGAGAUGGGAUUCGCUUGUGUAAAACAGCACCAGGCACACUUCCUGCUGCUGGCGUAGUACAUCAAGUAACGACUGAGAAAACACAAAUCGUGAAUGAUACCAAAUCAAUAGAUUUGGUAACGUAUUUUGAGACAGAGUUUGCUCACCAUAUUGAAAUUCCACCCAAAGAUCCUAGUACCGCAAAACACAAACCUUACUUACACGAUGCAGGAAACAUCAGUGCUGAAAUACAGAGAACAUCUAACAAUGCCCCUAAUCUGAAGGAUGACGGUGUCAUGAAAAAUCCUUCCAGCAAAAGAAGCAAAACCUGGAACAACCUUCACUUUGGUAACCAGGGCCUGUCCUUCGAGGAUGAUGGAAACAGAAUCACCAGAUGCAAUAUAGAGGUCAAUAACUUCUCUGAAUCCAAGAAUGACAAACCUUACAACAAACAGGGGGGAACCGGCAAGGGGCUGCAUCUGUUGAAAGAUUAUGAGACAUCCAUUGACAGUUUAUCAUCAAAGACUGACAACACCCUUCAAUAUGGUGAUCUAGGAUACUCAAAUGAAGUGUUUGAAGACAUGAUGUGGCGCCAUAUCACUGGACAGCCCGAUGGCAGUGAUGGAGAAGGCAACCUGUGCAGAUCUUGGGUUGAGAACGAAAAAGGCAGUCCAGAGAUCAAAGAAGUACCGACAUGUGCAGAAGGGAGAUGUGCAAUGCCAUUACCUUCUCAAGACAAAGACGCAGAGAGCACUUCACACCAGCAUAACGGGUUCAAGAUAAAGAACAGCAUCAGUUUGCCAGUAAUGCAAGGUUCUACUAAUCAAGGACAAUGGAGGCUGGAACCUACACACAGGGACAGCAGCCAGAUGUUUUAUUUUGGAGUCCCUAAACUGGUUAAUGUUCAACCAGCUUUCAAUGCCAACCCAAUGCCUGUGCCAUCUUUAUAUAAACUGGCAGGGACUGAAGAACACAAGGCUGAGCGUGUGGUCUGUAUUCAGCCCUGCAAUGAAACGGAGUGUUUACCUGCAAUGCAAACGUUACAUGAAGAACAAGAAGAGACUAGAAACGCUGUGACAGUACUAUCAGAGGCUGCUUUAACAGACAAGCACGAUGCUCACGUUACUAACACAUCGUCACAAAUCCAAUCCAAGAUGAAGCUAGAAGGGGAGUCUUUUAUUAAAAGCGUAGACAAUUUGUCAAGCAAUAUUAAGGACCUGCAGAGCUGCAAGAGUAAGGAAGCAUUUAUGGCAGAUUCUGAGUCCGUUCAUGAAAAUGACUUGAAUUCAUCUCCCAGGCUCCAUGGUUUUCAAGGCAGAAGUUCAAGCCUGGACGAUAUGAGACAUUCAAAAGAGAUUGCUGUGCUGCAAAAUAACCCAUGGUAUCAGAAUGCUUUACUUGAGAAUAAAGUUGGCAUUCAACUCGAGGGUGGUGUAAGUAAAGCAGGAAUGGUAUUAAAGUCUCCCGACGUGUUUCUGGAAAACAACAAAAAAGGGGUUCUCCAAAAUAAGGAAGAGGUAUUUCCAAUAGAGAAGUUGGAGUGUGACAAAGAGACCACCACCACUGAGAAAUGCAUUGAUCCAAAUGAAUUGAAGAAAGAUGAUAUUGAAAUACAUCAGAGAAGAACACAUGAAGACUUAUUCAGCACAAUGGUAAUGGAAGAUAAUGAUGAAGAGGUUGAUGAAGCUACUCCUACCAUGGACUAUUUAUAUUUUAGUGGGAAGCCUACUGCUUCCUUCAAUAUGGAGAUGAUUGAGAAGAGUGGCCGAACUAGUUCACCAAAUGCUGAAGAAAAAGUGACACACAAGAACAAUGGUGUUCCAGUAGGCAACAUCUUUGAUCUUUCAAACAGUAAUCUACAAAAAAGUGCUCUCAAAUACAAGCUUCAGGAUGCCACAGAUUCAAUGCAAUGUCACAAGACCAUUGGAACCCUUGACGAUAUGCAUUGCUUUGCCAGUGACCAGCAGCAAAAAAACAGAGAAGGCUUUUUCAAAAGCAAUGACGAAAGCAACAAGGAUCACAACGGCUGCCUAAGAGAGUGGCGGAUUAAAAACCAAGAAGCAAAAGAAAGUCAUGAAUUCUCUUCUCAUUUCGCUCACGAUACUGCCGACGCUGCUCAAAUUCAAUUGGAAGAAUCCAUCGCCCCUGUUCAAACCAAGCCCAUGAAGAAAAGCUAUGUGUCAGUUUUCAAGCUUCCAAUUGCCAUGGCAAGAGUGUCACAAAGCUCACAGAAAAAUGGACCAAUGGAAACGGGUGCUGGAAAGUCCCUAGACCUUGAUGGCAUCACACCUGUGGACUGCGACAGGUCUAAGAUCAAUAGCAUUCUCACCUCCCUUCCCCCUGAUGCAGCAGGAGAAAAUGACAACGCUCAAACAAGACAAACAAGUGGAUCCUUCAAGAAUGCAUCUGGUUUAGCAAUACAUCAAGAGAAAUUCCACAAGUACCGGGUAAAAAGCAAGUUUUCUGAUACGAUCGAGACCCUUCUCCCUGAAGUCGAUGAGAUAAGCGCACUGAAUAACCUUCACUAUGAGAAAAUAAGAGGGAAGAGAAUCCAUAACAUCGCGGUUCAAGAGCACAGACCCACAGCACUGAUACAUGAUGAGGACUUCGACACCAGCAGCACCUCUCCUUCCCCGGCUAGAUACGCUCAGCAGACACCACCGAAGAGAGGGGAGCUUCUCGAAGACGAUGAACUGGCAGUGAUCAAUGUGCUGUGUCAGCUUAAGAAGUCUUUAAAAGGACAAGCACACAUUCAGCUUUAAUCAUUUGCAGUAUUUCAUUAGUCACUGUUACCAAUAGAGUAUCAACCAGGUACAGUACAGUAUAACAAUCAUUUAAACAAGUGUCAAAAUUUCAGUGCAUCUUAACCUGUGUACAAAUGUUAUCCUGUGGUUCCCAAGUACAAUCUUCGUUGUUGUGAUUUAUAAUUAAUAUGUUAUGUGUAGGGUGUUUCGUAUUCUAACUGCACAGUUUGAGCAUUCAGAUCCUCUCGCAAACUGCACAAGAUGAUAUAUAACAAUAAUUGAAAGCCUACACGCAAUGCAUUACUUUUUACAAGUUUGAUCUGUGUACAGUGUAUCAAAAAGGCUGCACAUGCAGUAUGUUAUUUUUGCAUGUGUUGAUCUUGUGAAAUGUAAACCUCUGCUUUAUGCACUGAAAGAUAGCAAACCAAUCACUCUUUGAAUGCAUGUUUUUGUAUAGCCUGUGUUGCCAACUAGAGAUGUGUUGUUAGUUUUAAAGAGCUAAAACAAGUCUAUUAUUAUUUAGAUGCUGGGUGACUUUAAUGAAAUAAAUCGACUCGAGGUAUAGUU